AUGAAAAUUCCAAGUUCUGACGCACGUGUUCAUCUUUUGAACGAACAAUCCGAUGUUUGGUCAAUCAUCAGGGAAAUUGUCAACAAAACUAACCAGGAAGAUGCUUUCUAUGUCAUGGAUGUCGGAGAAAUUGUGAAAAAGCAUAAUCAGUGGGUGUCGCAGUUACCUCGAGUCACUCCUCACUACGCUGUAAAAUGCAAUGAUGGGCUUACUGUCCUUGAAACUCUCAAUGCAUUGGGAACCAACUUUGAUUGUGCUUCAAAGGGAGAAAUCAACAAAGUUCUGGGUUUGGGUGUGGAACCAGAAAGAAUCAUAUUCGCCAAUCCUGCUAAACCUUCAAGCCAUAUUAAGUAUGCCGCAUCCGUUGGUGUACAAAAUAUGACUUUUGACAGCGAAACCGAGCUACACAAAGUCAAAAACCUGUUUCCUGAAGCCAAAAUGGUAAUCCGUAUUCGUUGUGACGCCACAGAAGUUCAGUGUCAACUAGGAAACAAAUUUGGUUGUGACCCCAUUACCGAAGCUCCCGAACUUCUCCGUAUUGCUAAAUCUUUGGAUAUAGAUGUGGUGGGCGUCAGUUUUCACGUUGGAUCCGGAUGUCGUGAACCUCCUGUAUUUCGCAGAGCCAUUUCUGCUGCAAGAGACAUUUUUGACUAUGCUGAGACUCUGGGUUACAAUUUUAAUUUGCUCGAUAUUGGUGGCGGUUUCCCUGGAGGACAAGGAACGACCAUUGAUAAGAUUGCAGAGAUUGUUAACUUAGCUUUGGACACCUACUUCCCAGACCCAUCUGUUCAUGUAAUAGCUGAGCCAGGUCGUUUUUAUGUAAGCUCUGCUUAUACUCUAGUAUGCAACAUACAUUCAAUCAGAAACGUUAUCCAUACUGAUAAAGAAACUGGCUCUGCAUUAACACAUCGCAUGUAUUACAUCAAUGACGGAGUAUAUGGCAGUUUUAAUUGCAUUUUAUAUGACCAUCAGGUAGUAGUACCCCAACCAUUAGACGAACGUCCUGGAGCAAAAUAUUAUGAAAGCAGCGUAUGGGGUCCUACAUGCGAUGGGCUAGAUCAAGUUAUCGAGAACGCUAUGUUGCCAGAUAUGAAAAUUGGUGACUGGUUGGUCUUUGAAGAUAUGGGAGCUUACACACUUCCUGUUGCAAGUCCCUUUAAUGGUUUUCCCAUUCCCAUGGUACACAUUGUUAUGGAAGAGAGUAUAAGAUUGCUGCUAGAAGACAUGUUCGAACUGACAGAUAGCCACUUUGAGAUGUUGACAAUUCCAAGCAAUCUAAAUAACAAAGAUGAUUCCACUUCCAAAUAUACACUUCCUACUUUUCCCAUAACGGUCGGCGAUUCAAUAUUGGACUAUGUUGCUAUGGAAUAA
Molecule: messenger RNA, 1371 nt
Organism: Psylliodes chrysocephalus
Lineage: Eukaryota; Metazoa; Arthropoda; Insecta; Coleoptera; Chrysomelidae
Source: the annotation of a GenBank genome assembly